Molecule: messenger RNA, 5359 nt
Organism: Pygocentrus nattereri (red-bellied piranha)
Lineage: Eukaryota; Metazoa; Chordata; Actinopteri; Characiformes; Serrasalmidae
Gene: bicd1a
Product: bicaudal D homolog 1a
Exons: 9
Coding region: 129-2870 (913 amino acids)
Biological process (GO): positive regulation of receptor-mediated endocytosis; regulation of microtubule cytoskeleton organization; protein localization to organelle
Cellular component (GO): Golgi apparatus; cytosol
Molecular function (GO): dynein intermediate chain binding; dynactin binding; dynein complex binding
Source: RefSeq, a predicted model, not a curated record
GAAAAAAAAAAUUCUAGCGCGUGCAGCUGCGUCCAGCCCUGUCUCGCUCAGCCUCCGCAGAGCUGUCCGGUCUUCUGUGGACAAGGCGGUCGAGGCGGAGGCAUCGCAGCCCGGUGAAAGCAGAGGCGAUGGCAGCAGAUGGAGGAUGCGGGGAGACGGUGGAUCAGUACCGCGCGGAGGUGGCGCGGCUGACCCGGGAGCUCGCGGAGGCCAACAGGGAGAAGAUCCGCGCGGCCGAGUGCGGGCUGGUGGUGCUGGAGGAGAACCAGAGCCUAAAGCAGCAGUGCGCAGAGAUGGAGUCCGAGCAGGAGGCGCUCAAACACGAGCUGGAGCAGCUGCAGGAGGCAUUUGGCCAGGCAUACUCUAACCAGCGUAAAGUGGCAGAGCAUGGUGAGACGAAUGAGGAGACACUGCUGCAGGAAUCUGCCUCUAAAGAAGCGUACUACAUGAACCGUCUGCUGGAGCUGCAGACAGAGCUCAAACUGAGCCGCUCUGUGGCCUCUAAUGCGCAAGCUGAGAGCGAACGCCUCAAUGCACUGCUACAGGAACUAAAAGAGAGUAAUGAAAUGCUGGAGCUGCAGAAGGGCAGGAUGAGAGAGGAGAUAAAGGAGUAUAAGUUCAGAGAGGCCAGACUACUGCAGGACUACACCGAGCUAGAGGAAGAGAACAUCACCCUGCAAAAGCUUGUGUCUACACUGAAGCAGAAUCAGGUGGAGUAUGAGGGUUUGAAGCAUGAGAUCAAAGUCCUGGAGGAAGAAACGGUUCUGCUGAACAGCCAACUGGAGGAUGCAUUGCGUUUAAAGGACAUCUCUGAGGGCCAGUUAGAGGAGGCACUGGAUGCUCUGAAGAGUGAGAGAGAGCAGAAGAACAACCUGAGGAAAGAGCUAACCCACCAUCUCAGCCUGAGUGACUGUGUGUACGGAGCCAGCACACACAUAGCCAUCUCAGCUGUGGAAGGAUUCAAGUUUGCAGAGGAAGCUUCCAUUAAUGGCACCUCACCCUCGGGUUCCAGUCUCAGUAACGAGGACAGUAAUCGGUGUAAUGGCUGUAAUGGUCAUGGGCCAAAGAUGAAUGGUGACUACCACCGGCCUGGAGGGAGAAAGGGAGAGGUGCUGCACCCAGUGUCUGAUCUGUUCAGUGAACUCAACCUGUCUGAGAUACAGAAACUCAAACAGCAACUCUUACAGGUUGAGCGAGAAAAGGCAACCCUACUGACUAACCUCCAGGAGUCUCAGACACAGCUGCAGCACACACAAGGUGCUCUAACUGAGCAGCACAAGCGUGUGAACCGCCUUACGGAGCGCGUCAAUGCUAUGAAACGUCUCUGUAGUGACAAGGAGUUUGAUUCCGAGGAGACAGAGAAAGGGGACCCACCUACAAAUGGCUGCCAUGAGCACGAAGUGGAAAUCAAUGGCAUUGAGAUCCUCGAGUGUAAGUAUAAGGUAGCCGUAACAGAGGUCAUUGACCUGAAAGCUGAGCUGAAGGCCUUGAAAGAGAAGUAUAACCAGUCUGUGGAGAGCCAGUCAGAAGAGCGCAGCCACAGUGAGGGCAAGCUACAGGCUCUCAAUGAGCAUGUGACAUCGUUGGAGAGGGAGUGCCGUGAGAGUCGUGAGCGAAUCAGCAGCUUGGAGGCAGAGCUUCGGUGCACAACAUCGAUGGCAACCGAAAGUCAAGGUAUGCUAAACGCUGCUCAGGAUGAGCUGGUUACAUUUAGUGAAGAGCUGGCACAGCUGUACCAUCACGUCUGCCUGUGCAACAAUGAGACACCCAACCGUGUCAUGCUGGACUAUUAUCGCCAGAGCCGUGUUACACGCAGUGGCAGUCUUAAAGGUGCCGAUGAUCCCCGGGCCUUGCUGUCACCCCGUCUCGCCCGCCGCCUGGCUGCUGCCAACUCCUCAGACCCUUGUAAGAGUCCCCAGGACUCACCCCUAAAGGAGCCCUCUGGGGAAGGUGGUAAAGGGGAGACAAUGAGCCAGCAAAGCCCCACAAGAACCCCCUUUGGUUCCCCAGUUAACAGUGCCUCACCAUUUAUCUCACCUGUCCCAGAGGCAAGCGGAGAUCUCCGCAAGGAACCCAUGAACAUUUAUAACCUGAAUGCCAUUAUUCGGGACCAGAUCAAGCACUUGCAAAAGGCUGUGGACCGCUCGCUGCAGCUGUCCAGACAGAGGGCAGCCGCUCGGGAGUUAGCACCCAUCUUCGACAAGGACAAAGAGUCCUGUAUGGAGGAGAUUCUGAAGCUCAAGUCCCUCUUGAGCACCAAGAGAGAACAGAUAGCCACCCUGCGUCUCGUCCUUAAGGCCAACAAACAGACUGCAGAGGUAGCCUUGGCUAAUCUGAAGAGUAAGUAUGAGAAUGAAAAGUCUAUGGUGACCGAGACAAUGAUGAAGCUGAGGAAUGAGCUAAAGGCCUUGAAAGAGGAUGCAGCCACCUUCUCUUCCCUGAGGGCGAUGUUUGCCACCAGGUGUGAUGAGUAUGUCACUCAGCUGGAUGAGAUGCAGAGGCAAUUGGCAGCCGCUGAGGAUGAGAAAAAGACUCUGAACUCGCUACUCCGCAUGGCCAUCCAGCAGAAACUGGCCCUCACACAGCGUCUGGAGGACCUGGAGUUUGACCACGAGCAGUCACACCGUGGCCGUGGAGGAAAGGUUCCCAAAAUAAAGAGCAGCCCUCCAAAAUCUCUUGUAGAUUGUCAGCAGCCUGCUGCCUCAGUACCGCCACUCUCCCCACAAAUGAGGCGCAGCAGAGUGUCCACAGGCCGCAGUCCUAAUAUUGUGAUACCUUUUCAAGAGGACCAGCUACAAGAAGCCAGCCCCCACAUCCCCUGCGACCUUUUCAACUGUCUGGCACAUCAAUCUUAUCUACCUGGUCCCUAGCCCUACCGCCAUUAUCCAUGGCUCGUCCCACUCAGACAAGAACAAAGACAAACCAGGGGAUAUAUCUGUCAAUCUAAUGCCCAUCCAAUCAGGUGCUCCUCUUUCUGUGUGACCUCAGAAGGACCCACCCUGUUUUGACUCUUUGGGGGGCCUGGACUAGGCUGCACUAUUUUAUUAUCCUAAUGAAACUCCCGAUGAAAAGAGAGCGACAUACUGCAUAUAAUUGCCUGGAAUAAAAUAUUUAUCAGUUAUUUAUUUAUCUAUUUAUUUACUUGUUUCCUGUCUUAUUUAUUUGCUAAAUCUUUGUGCGGAAUCUUUUGUUGUUUGAUAUUACUUUUCAUUGGAAACUUAAAGGUGCAGCUUUGCUGUAGAUGUUACAUUUGCCUUUUUAGAACUUAAUAAACUCAGUAAUCAAAAUAUUGGUUUUUAUUCAAAACAUUUAAAAAAAGGGUAAAAGCCACUACAAGGUUUGUUGUAAUGUUUUGAUAUUAUUUGCCUGAAAUCUUGACGUUUGCUUUAAAAACUGACUUUAAAUUCCAAAAAGCUGCACUGCAAUUAGAUUGUAACAGGCCAGGAGUGUGUUACAGAAAAAGAGUGGUCAUGAAAACAUCAUUGCUCAUGCAGUGGUCAGAAAUGAUCUAUUAAAAAGUGGUUUUGACUUAGAAAACAAGCCGAACGACCUGAUUGUUAAGUAGACCAGGACGACUGAGCUCAAAGUAAUAGCUGACUGUAAUUCUUAACGUGUGUGAAAAUAUCUCUGUAUGUCUUUCUCUGCAGUGGCUGAGUGACAUUUGGUUUUGACCUUUUAAGUGUGAAACCUUCAGCGGUGAUGUUUGCAUAACAGUGAUAAUAUUGUUGAGUUUGGUUUAUUUGAAUCUAACGUGGCUGUAUAAGGAGUGUAUGUUAUUUUUUAUAUUCAUUUUGCUAUGCAUCCAUACAACAUAAAGACAGUAUUUUAUACUUGAGUUCUCAUUUUUAAUUUACUGUUGCAGUGGUGUCAGGUAGGAAUCUGAGGGCUAAUGUAAUUUUGGAACAGCUGUAGGGCAGAUAGUGGCUGCUGGCCAGAGUAGGGCGUGAUCCUACUGUACUGGUGCACUGAGUUUUCUACAUCUGCAUCUGCUGAUGUCACCCCAUGAAACAAAGCUUUUGCAUCAAGUCUUCACCAUAAGGUUUUUAUUCUACCCCCCCCCCCCUCCUUUUUCUCUCUCUCCACCUUGAAUUAAGCACAAACACAUUAAUUUGUACCCCUUUCAGUCAUAACAUUAAAACCACCUCCUUGUUUCUGACCUCAUUAUCCAUUUUACCAGCUCCACUUACCAUAUAGGAGCACUGUGUAGUUCUACAAUAACAGACUGUAGUCCAUCUCUUUCUCUGAUACUUUGUAAGUCCCCUUUUACCCUGUUCUUCAAUGGUCAGGAACCCCACAGUCCAAGUAUUACAUGGGUGGUUGAUCAUUCUCAGCACUGCAGUGUCACUGAUGUGGUGGUGUGUUAGUGUGUGUUGUGCUGGUAUGUAGCUUUUAAACACUCACUGCUGGACUGAGAAUAGUCCACCAACUACAAAUAUCCUGUGACCACUGAUGAAGGACUAGAGGAUGACCAGCACAAACUGGGCAGCUGCUAUUAUCUUUGACUUUACACCCAACAAGAUCAACAAAGUAUGUGUGUUUUAUAAAGCUGACAGUAAAUGGACAGUGUUUAAAACUCCAGCAGCACUGCUGUGUCUGAUCUAAUAUUGCCUGUGCAACACACACUAACACAAUACCACCAUGUUAGUGUCACUGCAGUACUCUGUAGGGGUCCUGUCCAUUGAAGAACAGGAUAAAAGGGGGCUUACAAAGUAUGCAGAGAAAAGGACUACAGUCUGCAGUUUGAGAACUACAAACUGCUCCUGUAUGGUAAGUGAGGCUGACAAAAUGUACAAUAAGUGUAGAAACAAGGAGGUGCUUUUAAUGUUAUGGCGGGUCAGUAUAUUCUCUAAUAAUAUAUUUUUUUUCCUGGCCUUAUUAUAUUGUUAAAAAUACCAGCAGGACCACUGCAGCUACUUCUGCACAAGACGCUAAAAUGAGUCUAUGAGAAAAGUGUUGAACUGCUGAACUUCUGUGUCUGUUGUGGAAGUGGAACAAUGUUUCUCUAAUGACGCUCACAAAAGAGGUCAUAGGAUCAAUGGUCUUAUUCAGACACUUCUUUCAGUCUUACUGGUACUUUUGGUACCAAAUCUCCCUGUUUACAUGGAAGGCUUUUUUGAUCGUUCUCUAUGAGUUGAUUGUCUUCCGCUUGAAAUUUUGUGCUUGGUUGAUGUGCAUCUGAAGGGAAUUGAAGUGAUAUGCACUGAAUAGGACAAUCACCCUCCUUGUUACUGGUGAAAGCAUAGUUGUGACGACAAGAUAUAAUGAUUUGAUUUUUCCUUUGUUUGUGUAUGUACUCACUUAUCAGUCAUGUCACAGUUUAUGUCUUUGUUCAUGAAAUAAAAUCGGAACUCAAGAUUCA